CGCGUCCUCGCUACACGUGUAGGCGGUUCUUCUUGCCGAUAGAUACAGCAUCCGAACAGGAUAUUCUCAUCGCACUAGAACUAGUCGGUCGUCAUUCGCGUUCCAACCGUCAAUAGAGUUGCACGUGUUUUUCCGCAAUAAUACCGCGCUUGGUGGUGUCGGUCGGUGGGUCUACCUUUGCUUUACUGUGGCGUGAUUGUGACUAGAAAAGUGGUUCGACAACGUACGACGCGUUUGCAGCAAUCAAACUGAGCCGCGUAUCGGCCAGGGAACCGAGUGUGGGAGUGGUUUACUGAAGAGGACGCACACAUUCGCUGCAGUGUUCCUUUGAGCCCAGUUAAUACUUGGAUGGCAACAUUUUAAGUAUUGUGAAUUCAAAUUGUUCAAGAUUAGCGUCAAUGAAAUUUAUAUCAGGCUGAUAAGGUGAGCUGAGUUCCAUAUCUGGACAGUGAUGUCGCAUUAAAGGGUUGUGUUUGUGUUGAACACAGGUUUAUUGACAGUUAAUCGCAUUUUGAGUGAUUAUUUUGAAGAGCCCCGCUUUGCCGGAGCGUGAGUGAUACCGGAUUUACUACGAUAGCUAGUUGUGUACUGAUAACGUCGAAGAACGACCAUUUAGUGUGAAGCCAUAAAUCCUAAAUGGUUUUAUGAGUGAACCGAUCGGCAUCUAGUGAUUAUCAUCACGUUGUAACGCAUCAUUGUUCAAGGUGGACCGAGCGGGAAUCCCAAAAGCACAUUGCAACUCGUUAAAACUUUGGAUCGCACUACUAUCUACCAACCGACUGCGAAAGAGGACGGAAAGUCUAAAACUCCACAAGCCACCCUAUCUCAGUUCCACACCGCAGCCUCCUAUGAUUCCAUCACUAACUGAAACCCUCCCACCACUACGCAUGCCGCUGCUGCUGUAAAUAGAGCUGCUUUUCUGGUUGCAUACUUACAGGAUAGUACCAACUCCUAGCGAGCAUUUUUGGUCGCUGCUUUUCCAACCCAACGACGACUUCAACCUGCAUAGCUGUUUGCCAUUCCAUCUCGCACCAAUCCGGCAAAUUUUCGCGAAAGCAAAAACCAAACGAAAAUCUGCGUUUUAUAGAAUUUUAUUAAUAUUUAACGAGGCCAAAAUUGAAUCACGAAAACGACAAAUCAGAUAUACAAUUCCAAUCGAAGAAGGACGAAAUUAAAGGAUGCAAAGCGCAAUCUGAUUAUCAUUACGAUGCACCAGCAAUCGAUUUCAAGUCUAUUUUCGGUGCAAUAAUCGGAGCUGGCGAAUCGAUUUGCUUCUAAAAAUGUCUGUAUAAUACAAUCGAUAUACGAGGACUGAGAGUGAGAAAUUGCCAACAGAACAGGUUGUUUGCUGGGUAUAGCAUCCAUUCUCCACAAUAGGAUAGUCGUGCAAUAACAAUAAUGACAAUAAUAAUAGUACCUUAUAGCGCAUAGAGGAUCUAUACCAUCCACCCACCAAAACACCCCUCGAAUUGAAACAAAAAGUCAUUUAGGAAAUACGAAAAAAAAGUAAUUGCAACGAGUAACCUUGAUAUCAUACAAAGAUAGUAUUUUUUGCCCGAAACGAAGACCAAAGAUUGGAACGCGAAAAGCGGUAUUUUGACCUGACAGUAAAUAGUUCAAUAAGAGCUCUCUUUUUUAACAUCACGAUGGAUCUAAAGCACUCAAACGUUCCGGAAGUUACGGUAGUAGCUGACGCAUACAUGCCUGGUAGUAAAUCUUCCGAUUUAAUCAAACCACCUAUCAACGGAUCCAGCGCAACGUUGGACACCCCAACAUUACCACCAGGAGAGUUCAAGGUGUACAAACGGCGAUGGCUGGUGCUGGCAAUCUUCGUAAUGUAUUCCGCCUCGAAUGCACUCCAGUGGAUCCAGUACAGUAUUAUAGCAAACAUAGUUCAAAGAUACUACGACAUUACCAGCACGUGGGUCGACUGGACGUCGAUGAUUUUCAUGAUUCUCUACAUUCCGCUCAUCUUUCCGGCCAGCUGGAUCCUGGAUAAACUGGGCCUACGGAUCGCAGCAAUCAGCGGUGUGCUGGGCACUUGCCUGGGCGCAUGGAUCAAAUGUUUCUCGGUCCGGCCGGAUCUGUUCUGGGUCGGAUUCAUCGGGCAAUCAAUCGUGGCGGCAUCGCAGGUGUUUAUCCUUUCGUUGCCGGCAAAAGUAGCAGCAGUAUGGUUCGGUCCGGAUCAGGUCUCAUCUGCGUGCAGUAUCGGCGUUUUCGGAAAUCAGCUCGGCAUCGCAGUUGGCUUUCUUUUACCGCCCGUGCUCGUUCAAAAUCACGCCGAUUUGAAUCUAGUAGGCGAUGAUUUGAGGCUCAUGUUCUACAUCGUGGCCGGUUUUACCAGCCUGCUGGUGGUGCUGGUUUUCAUCUUCUUCAAGGCGGCACCUCCGACGCCUCCAUCGGCAGCCCAGGAAGCGACCAAGACGCCGAAUCCGCUCCAGUCGUCCCCGUUCCUGCACUCCAUCAAGCGGUUGGUCCUGAACCGAAACUACGUCCUGCUGCUGGUAUCCUACGGCAUGAACGUCGGUGUGUUCUACGCCAUAUCAACCCUUCUGAACCAGAUCGUCCUUACUCACUACCCGGGCCACGAGGUGGACGCCGGUCGCAUCGGCGUCUGUAUCGUUUUCGCUGGGAUGCUGGGAUCCGUCGCUUGCGGUAUCGUGCUCGAUAAGACACAUCGAUUCAAGGAGACAACUUUGGCUGUGUAUAUCUUCACCAUGAUAGGAAUGUGGAUUUACACUUUCACCCUAUCCGUCGGACACAUCGCAGUGGUUUACGUUACGUCGUCACUAUUGGGAUUCUUCAUGACCGGGUAUCUACCGGUAGGCUUUGAGUUUGCCGCCGAGCUGACCUAUCCGGAACCGGAGGGCACUUCCACCGGGCUGCUGAAUGCUGCGGCGCAAGUGUUUGGCAUCGCUUUCACCAUGAUCUACUCGGAGAUUCUCAACAGCACCGGUGACGUGAUUGCGAACGUAACGAUGGCUGUGAUGCUGUUUCUUGGUUCGGCCGUUACGGCCAUCAUCAAGUCGGACCUGCGACGCCAGGCGGCCCAGAAUCCGAGCGGAGCCUAAGGCGCCACCCAUCGUGUUUGUGCUGUCGUCAUGCUUGGUAAGACACAUCAGUCGGGCAUGUAAUAAGUUUUCUUUUUAUUGAACAGAGACAUUUUCGAAAUGCAAAGUGAUGGUUAGAACUGUA
Molecule: messenger RNA, 3195 nt
Organism: Armigeres subalbatus
Lineage: Eukaryota; Metazoa; Arthropoda; Insecta; Diptera; Culicidae
Product: heme transporter FLVCR2
Exons: 10
Coding region: 1647-3071 (474 amino acids)
Biological process (GO): transmembrane transport; heme export
Cellular component (GO): membrane
Molecular function (GO): heme transmembrane transporter activity; heme binding
Source: RefSeq, a predicted model, not a curated record